Molecule: messenger RNA, 972 nt
Organism: Myotis brandtii (Brandt's bat)
Lineage: Eukaryota; Metazoa; Chordata; Mammalia; Chiroptera; Vespertilionidae
Gene: RPS3
Product: ribosomal protein S3
Exons: 7
Coding region: 74-805 (243 amino acids)
Biological process (GO): positive regulation of apoptotic signaling pathway; translation
Cellular component (GO): nucleus; cytosolic small ribosomal subunit
Molecular function (GO): structural constituent of ribosome; RNA binding
Source: RefSeq, a predicted model, not a curated record
UCACUCCGCGCCCUUUAUACCCACUUCCGCCCGUGAGCUACUUCCUUUCUUUUCGGCGACGCACGGCGGCAAGAUGGCGGUGCAGAUUUCCAAGAAGAGGAAGUUUGUUGCUGAUGGCAUCUUCAAAGCCGAACUGAACGAGUUUCUCACCCGGGAGCUGGCCGAAGAUGGCUACUCUGGAGUCGAGGUCCGCGUUACGCCAAACAGGACAGAGAUUAUUAUUUUGGCCACCAGGACGCAGAAUGUUCUUGGUGAGAAGGGCCGACGCAUCCGGGAAUUGACUGCCGUGGUUCAGAAGAGGUUUGGCUUCCCUGAGGGCAGUGUGGAGCUUUAUGCUGAAAAGGUGGCCACAAGAGGUCUGUGUGCCAUUGCCCAGGCAGAGUCUCUGCGUUACAAACUCCUAGGGGGCCUUGCUGUGCGGAGGGCCUGCUAUGGAGUGCUUCGGUUCAUCAUGGAGAGUGGGGCCAAAGGCUGUGAGGUUGUGGUGUCUGGGAAACUCCGAGGACAGAGGGCUAAGUCCAUGAAGUUUGUUGAUGGUCUGAUGAUCCACAGUGGGGACCCUGUUAACUACUAUGUUGACACUGCCGUGCGCCAUGUGCUGCUCAGGCAAGGUGUGCUGGGCAUCAAAGUGAAGAUCAUGCUUCCUUGGGACCCAAGUGGUAAGAUAGGCCCUAAGAAGCCCCUGCCUGACCACGUGAGCAUUGUGGAGCCCAAAGACGAGAUACUGCCCACCACCCCCAUCUCGGAACAGAAGGGUGGAAAGCCAGAGCCGCCUGCCAUGCCCCAGCCAGUACCCACAGCAUAACAGAUGCAUGCUGGGAGGACGCCAUGCAGACAGGAAGAUGACCAUCUACAGGCCGAGGGGAGAGGGCUGGACCAGACCCUUCCCUCGCAGUCCUGCCGACACCUGGAUUGUGGACUCCUAGCCCCCAGAAUUGUGAGACAAUAAACUUCUGUUGUUUGAGCCUCCCA